Octopus sinensis (East Asian common octopus) is the source of this 6524-nucleotide messenger RNA. RefSeq names its product clathrin heavy chain 1. Bases 155 to 5251 code for a protein of 1698 amino acids. NCBI's taxonomy places the organism in Eukaryota, Metazoa, Mollusca, Cephalopoda, Octopoda, Octopodidae. The transcript is spliced from 34 exons. Gene Ontology annotation, molecular function: structural molecule activity; clathrin light chain binding. The record is from RefSeq and is a predicted model, not a curated record. Gene Ontology annotation, biological process: receptor-mediated endocytosis; intracellular protein transport. Gene Ontology annotation, cellular component: cell cortex; clathrin coat of trans-Golgi network vesicle; clathrin coat of coated pit.
UUCCACUCGUCCGGUGGGCGCCAUCUUAAGUCACACGGAAGCACGGUCCAGGAGGAGUGAGGCGCCGGUGGACAGUUCUCUGCGUUAAAUAUUUCACACCUUUCAGGAUCUGGUGCAUUGGAAACAUACUAAAUAACUAUCGGCGAAUUGGAAGAUGGCGACUCAAUUGCUUCCAAUACGUUUUCAAGAGCAUUUACAGCUCCAAAAUGUUGGCAUUAAUGCCUCCAAUAUUGGGUUUAGUACCCUUACUAUGGAAUCAGAUAAAUACAUAUGUAUAAGAGAAAAGGUUGGAGAAACUGCUCAGGUUGUCAUUAUUGAUUUAAAUGAUGCCACCAACCCAAUUCGCCGGCCUAUCUCCGCUGACUCUGCCAUCAUGAACCCAGCAAGUAAAGUUAUUGCAUUAAAAGCUGGCAAAACUUUACAGAUUUUCAAUAUUGAAAUGAAAAGCAAAAUGAAGGCACAUACUAUGACUGAAGACGUUACCUUCUGGAAAUGGAUUUCAGUCAACACAGUUGCACUGGUUACAGAUACAGCUGUAUACCACUGGGGUAUGGAAGGACAAAAUGGAGAAGCAGGAGAUUCUCAACCCCUAAAGAUGUUCGAUCGUCAUUCAAGUCUUGCUGGAUGUCAAGUCAUCAACUACCGGACCGAUGAAAAGCAACAGUGGCUUCUGUUGAUAGGAAUAUCAGCCCAGGUAAAUGCUGAAAACUCUGCUGUGACACCACCAACUCAGCAAAACCGUGUAGUUGGAGCCAUGCAACUUUAUUCUAUGGAGAGGAAAGUAAGUCAGCCAAUAGAAGGCCAUGCAGCUGCAUUUGCCCAAUUUAAAAUGGAUGGUAACCAAGCUCUUUCUACGUUGUUUUGUUUUGCUGUCAGAGGAGCACAGGGAGGAAAGCUACAUAUCAUUGAAGUCGGUCAGCCACCUCAAGGGAACUCACCAUUUACAAAGAAAGCUGUUGACGUUUUCUUUCCUCCUGAAGCCCAGAAUGAUUUUCCUGUUGCUAUGCAGACAAGCAAUAAACAUAAUGUGAUAUUUCUAAUCACCAAAUAUGGCUACAUACAUCUCUAUGACAUAGAAACUGCAACAUGUAUUUACAUGAACAGGAUCAGUGGUGAUACCAUUUUUGUAACCGCUCCACAUGAGCCCACUAAUGGAAUCAUUGGUGUAAACAGAAAGGGACAGGUUUUAUCUGUGAGCAUUGAAGAAGAUAAUGUUGUUCAGUACAUCACAACAACUUUACAAAAUCCUGAUCUUGCUUUGCGCUUAGCAUCUCGUUGCAACCUGCCAGGUGCAGAAGAUCUCUUUGUUCGCAAGUUCAAUAACCUCUUCCAGAAUGGACAGUAUGCAGAAGCAGCUAAAGCUGCUGCUGGAGCACCAAAAGGUAUCCUCAGAACACCACAAACAAUUCAACGUUUCCAACAGGUUCCUGCUCAACCUGGACAAACAUCACCUCUUCUGCAGUAUUUUGGUAUCCUUCUGGAUAAAGGUCAAUUGAACAAAUAUGAAUCUUUAGAACUUUGUCGACCCGUACUUCAACAAGGACGUAAACAACUUUUGGAAAAAUGGCUGAAAGAAGACAAGCUUGAGUGCAGUGAAGAACUUGGUGAUUUAGUUAAAGCUGCUGACCCAACCCUAGCUUUAUCUGUGUACCUCAGAGCGAAUGUUCCAAACAAGGUGAUCCAAUGCUUUGCUGAAACAGGACAAUUCCAAAAGAUAGUCCUUUAUGCCAAAAAAGUUGGUUACACACCAGACUACAUCUUUUUACUGCGGAACAUAAUGCGCAUGAACCCUGAACAAGGACUUCAGUUUUCACAGAUGUUGGUUCAAGAUGAUGAGCCUCUUGCUGAUCUUAAUCAGAUUGUUGAUGUUUUCAUGGAAUUCAAUUUGAUUCAGCAAUGUACAUCAUUCCUAUUGGAUGCACUCAAAAACAACCGUCCUUCUGAAGGACCUCUCCAAACACGCCUCCUUGAAAUGAACUUGAUGUCUGCCCCACAGGUGGCUGAUGCAAUUCUUGGCAACCAAAUGUUUACACAUUAUGAUCGUGCUCACAUUGCACAGCUGUGUGAAAAAGCUGGUCUUCUACAAAGGGCUCUGGAGCACUAUACUGAUCUUUAUGAUAUUAAAAGAGCUGUUGUCCAUACCCAUCUACUCAGUCCUGAGUGGUUGGUGACAUAUUUUGGUUCUCUCUCUGUUGAGGAUUCUCUUGAAUGCCUGAAAGCUAUGCUUCAGGCUAACAUACGCCAGAACUUGCAAGUCUGUGUACAGAUUGCAUCAAAAUAUCAUGAACAGUUAAGCACCAAUGCCCUCACUGACAUCUUUGAGUCCUUCAAAAGUUAUGAAGGUCUCUUUUAUUUCUUGGGAUCAAUUGUCAAUUUUAGCCAAGAUCCUGACGUCCAUUUCAAGUAUAUCCAAGCAGCUUGCAAGACUGGUCAGAUCAAAGAAGUUGAAAGAAUUUGCCGAGAAAGCAACUGUUAUGAUCCAGAGAGAGUUAAAAAUUUCCUAAAGGAAGCCAAACUUACUGAUCAACUACCAUUGAUUAUUGUCUGUGAUAGGUUUGACUUUGUACAUGACUUAGUCCUUUAUCUAUACAGAAACAACCUCCAGAAAUACAUUGAAAUAUAUGUGCAAAAAGUAAACCCUGGCCGACUCCCUGUUGUCGUGGGAGGCCUACUUGAUGUUGAUUGCUCUGAAGAUGUUAUUAAGCAACUUAUUAUGGUUGUGAAAGGACAAUUUUCCACAGACGAGCUGGUUGAAGAGGUAGAGAAAAGAAAUAGAUUGAAACUCCUCCUUCCUUGGUUAGAAAUGAGAGUUCAUGAGGGUGUGACUGAAUCAGCCACCCACAAUGCCUUAGCCAAAAUUUACAUUGACAGUAAUAAUAAUCCUGAAAGAUUUCUGAGAGAAAACCAGUACUAUGAUAGUCGGAUUGUUGGCAAGUACUGUGAGAAACGAGAUCCGCACUUAGCUUGUGUGGCUUAUGAGAGAGGAUUAUGUGAUCAAGAAUUGAUUAACGUUUGCAAUGAAAACUCUUUAUUCAAGAGCGAGUCUCGUUACUUAGUUAGAAGAAGGGAUCCAGAUCUUUGGGCUAUUGUUUUAAAAGAAGAGAAUGAAUAUAGAAGACAACUCAUCGAUCAGGUGGUCCAGACUGCUCUGUCUGAAACCCAAGAUCCUGAAGAUAUUUCUGUGACUGUUAAGGCAUUUAUGACCGCUGACCUCCCCAAUGAGCUGAUAGAACUGCUGGAAAAAAUUGUUCUGGAAAACUCUGUUUUCAGUGAUCACAGGAAUCUGCAGAACCUGUUGAUCCUGACGGCCAUCAAGGCUGACCGUAGCCGUGUGAUGGAGUAUAUUAAUCGUUUAGACAACUAUGAUGCUCCUGAUAUUGCUAACAUUGCAAUCACAAAUGAACUGUUUGAAGAGGCUUUUGCCAUCUUCAGAAAGUUUGAGGUUAAUACCUCGGCUAUCCAGGUAUUGAUUGACCAUGUUGCAAAUUUGGACAGAGCUUAUGAAUUUGCUGAGCGUUGCAAUGAUCCUGCAGUGUGGACACAGUUAGGUAGAGCUCAGCUCUCAUCAAGUAUGGUGAAAGAGGCAAUUGAUUCCUUUAUCAAAGCUGAUGAUCCUUCACAAUAUAUGGAAGUUGUUAAUGUAGCCAGCAGCAACAACAGCUGGGAAGAUCUUGUAAAAUUCCUGCAAAUGGCUAGGAAGAAGGCUAGAGAAACUUUCAUUGAAACGGAACUCAUUUAUGCAUAUGCAAAGACAAACAGAUUGGCUGAUCUGGAAGAAUUUGUUUCUGGUCCGAACCAUGCUAAUAUCACUCAAGUUGCUGACCGCUGCUUUGAUGAUAAAAUGUAUGAAGCUGCCAAACUCUUGUACAACAAUGUGUCUAACUACGCGCGUUUAGCUAUCACUUUAGUGCACCUUGGAGAAUAUCAAGGGGCUGUCGACAGUGCACGGAAAGCUAACAGUACAAAGACAUGGAAAGAGGUUUGCUUUGCUUGUGUAGACAAUGAAGAGUUUCGUCUUUCCCAAAUGUGUGGUCUUCACAUUGUAGUACAUGCAGAUGAAUUAGAGGAACUUAUAAAUUAUUACCAGGAUAGAGGAUUCUUUGAAGAGCUGAUCACACUUCUAGAGGCAGCCUUAGGUUUGGAAAGAGCUCAUAUGGGCAUGUUCACAGAAUUAGCCAUUUUGUAUUCAAAAUACAAACCUGAAAAGAUGAGAGAACAUUUAGAAUUAUUCUGGUCUCGUGUCAACAUUCCAAAGGUUUUGAGAGCAGCUGAACAAGCUCAUUUAUGGGCUGAACUUGUAUUCCUGUAUGACAAAUAUGAGGAGUAUGACAAUGCAAUUUUGACAAUGAUGAACCACCCAACAGAAGCCUGGCGUGAAAGCCAAUUUAAAGAUAUCAUAACUCGAGUGGCAAAUAUUGAACUUUAUUACAAAGCUCUGAUUUUUUACUUAGAUUUCAAACCAAUGUUAAUUAACGACCUUCUUCUAGUCCUCACACCACGUCUAGAUCACACCCGCUCUGUGAAUUAUUUCCUUAAAGUCAACAAGAUUCCAUUAGUGAAGCCCUACUUGUGGUCAGUACAAAAGAACAACAACAAAGCCAUCAAUGAAGCCCUGAAUGACCUGCUUAUCACUGAAGAAGACUACCAGAGUUUGCGGACGUCCAUUGAUGCUUAUGACAACUUUGAUAAUAUCUCUUUGGCACAACGGCUUGAGAAACAUGAGCUUCUUGAAUUCCGCAGGAUAGCUGCUUAUCUUUAUAAAGGAAAUAACCGAUGGAAACAAUCGGUGGACUUGUGCAAGAAGGAUAAACUUUUCAAAGAUUGUAUGCAGUAUGCAAGUGAAUCCCGUAAUGUAGAUAUUGCUGAAGAAUUAAUAGUUUGGUUCUUGGAACAGAAAAACUAUGAGUGCUUUGCAGCCUGUCUUUUUCAGUGUUACGAUCUUCUGCGGCCUGAUGUAAUCCUCGAACUUGCAUGGCGUCAUAAUAUCUUAGACUUUGCCAUGCCUUAUAUGAUCCAAGUAAUGAGAGAGUAUACUUCCAAGGUUGACAGGUUGGAGCAGUCUGAAGCUGUGAGAAGUGAAGAGGAGCAAAAGGCCGAAGAAAGACCACUGGUCAUUGGUGAUACCCAAUUGAUGUUGACUGCUGGACCAAUGUCGAUGGGCAUGGCAAAUACCACUGGCCAGGCAUAUCCUAAUCCCACAAUGGUGGGAAUGGCAACUCCUAUGACCAAUCCAGGCUAUGGAUACAUGUAGACCGCGACAGCUCACCUGCCCAACCAGCCAGCAGCAUGUAAUUUUUAUGGAAACUAAUUGGACUGGCUUAUGAAAAGGCCAGCAGUUUCUGCUGCCUUAGACCUUUAUACUCUGCAGCAUUCAUUUUAGGGUGGACUUACAUUGUAUGGGAAGGCACAUAAUGCUAUUCUAAUGAACAUUUUCGGGACACAAGCUGAUUGGUGGAAUUGUGUAAUUGAUUUGAUGGACCAGUCAAUGGAUUCAUAAAGACAACUCACUAGCCUGAAAUACACCUACAUUUUUUUUAAUGCACACAUUUAUACACACAUGAACAUUUGAAAAUAUUGUCGAAAUGGUUUUCAUCAAAACCAGAAUUGAUGUGCUGCCUUCAGCAGUGAGCUUGUAGUGAGUCAGACUAGUUUAAAAUUAAAUAAAAUAAAUAUUAAUGGGCUUGGCUAAGGUACCACCAAAAGAUUGGUGUUGCUUAGAGGGUGGGUAAUGAAGUCGGAUAGCUUGACAAGAUCAGGUCUUAGGGGAGUGGAGAACCAGGGGUUUGGUUGGGGUGGGUCAGGCAGGGUGCACAACCAUUCCGUAGCUGAAAGACAUCUAUGGGAGAGAUGCUGUCUAGGAGAGGGAUAUGAAUAUUCAUCGGCUUGUUUUUUGAAUAGCUUUGUCAAUUAUGUAGAACUCCUGAUGCCAGGAAAAAUAUUGAAAAUUAAAACAAGAACUUUUGGGGAAUUAAAAAGGUAAAAAGUAAUUAAAAAAUCUAGGAAAUUUAGUAGUUGAAAGUAUAAAAUUCUUGUUUACUCUACACACUGUUGUGUAUUCAUUAACUCACGCACACUCAUGCAGUCCAGCAAGAAAACUAACUAAUGGUGAAUUAAAUGGCCAUUAGAUAGAUUGCAUGUGUGUACUCAGUCUCAGAGAAACCUGUGUAAAUUAAUUUUUGUAGCCAUGGCUUUUAGUGGGAGAGAGCGUAUUGCUCCAGCUUUUUCUCCCCUUGACUUCUUACUGGGAAGGAAAUUUAAAAUACAGUUUUCAGAAGACUCAUUUUCUCUCUUUCUCCCUCUCUCUUUUUCUCACACACACACACACACUCUCUCUCUCUCUCUCUCUCUCUCUCUCUCUCUCGGUUUAUUUGUUCGCUAAAAUAUUGUAAACAGCUCAUGUUGCUCCUCAUCUUCAGACUGAAUAUUAUUAUUAUUAUAUAGAGUUGUCGUUCAUCCUGCUAACUAGCAUGUACAGAACGUCAUUUAAUUGAAUAUAUGACAAGUAAACAGAAACUGGGCUCGCA